Molecule: messenger RNA, 12064 nt
Organism: Oryctolagus cuniculus (rabbit)
Lineage: Eukaryota; Metazoa; Chordata; Mammalia; Lagomorpha; Leporidae
Product: interleukin-15 receptor subunit alpha
Biological process (GO): interleukin-15-mediated signaling pathway
Molecular function (GO): interleukin-15 receptor activity
Source: RefSeq, a predicted model, not a curated record
GGGACUGAAGCCCAGGGCUGUGUGUCUUGUCUAAUUCCACUUGUCUCGCUCUCCCUGGAAAUUUUCGACUGCACCCAGAGCUUUCUCCUUAUGGACCUGGCUCUCUCUAACCACAGGACUGACUUGCGAUCCCAAGAAAGAAAAAGCCCCACCUGCAAAGAGGAGGGUAGGCUGGAAGAAUUCGUCCAGGGAAAAGAAAGGAGGCACAGCGGAAGGAAGCAGCUGGAAUAAGGCGAAGUGGCUGGCCAGGGCUGCAGCAGGCGCCAGUUGCCGCCACCUUAGGAGUUGAGGAAGUGGCUGAGGCUGCACUCCAGUCGCCACGGCAGCGCUCACGGGGCAGGUGGCAACGCUGAGCGCGAUGGGGCUCCCCCCUCCGCGGUCACCCACUGACAGCGAGCUCAGAGCCACAGAAGCUACUGGAGCAGAGUUGGCGAAGUGGAGGUGACCAGCCAGUGGGACCGGACAAAGGCGUGGACGCCCAGCAGUGGCGUGUCCUGGAGAGUUUGCUCGCCCACGACGUUGCCCGUGCCUGCUGCAGUGGGCACAAAAGACCGAACUGACCUACGGGGAUUCCAGGGACAAGGAGCCUCCCGGAGAGGAGGAGCCCAGGCUUGUGCAGCACCUCUCCUCGGCCCUCCAGGGGCCAAAGCAAAAGCGAAAGCGAAUGCAUCUGGCCAGGCGGCCGGUCCUGGAGUUGCGCUCUCCACCUCGCUUGGGCCUGGGCAUCGUACGCGCCGCUGGCCCUUGUCGUCCCGGAGGGGCACUGUCUAGCCUGCUGCCAUGGCCCGGAGACGGCUCCGCUCCUUCUCGGCCCACGCCUUCCUUGCGCUGCUGCUCCCGCCAGCGGUGACACUGGGUGUCACAUGCCCCACGCCCACAUCUGUUGAACAUGCAGCCAUCCGGGUCAAGAGUUACAACUUGAGCUCCAGGGAGCGGUAUGUUUGUAACUCAGGUUUCAAGCGUAAAGCCGGGACAUCCAGCCUGACGGAGUGUGUGUUUAACAAAACCACAAACAUUGCCUACUGGACAACUCCCAAUCUCAAGUGCAUCAGAGACCCCUCCCUGACUCACCAAAGGCCAGUGCCACCCUCCACUGUAGUGACGGCAAGGGUGACCCCACAGCCAGAGAGCCCCUCCCCUUCUGGAAAAGGCCCAGCCACAUUCUCUCCAGAGUCAGACACCACAGUGGCCACAGGGACAGCUAUUAUACCAGGCUCCCAGCUGAUGCCAUCCACGUCACCUUCCACAGGAACCACAGGGAUAGGCAGUCAUGAGUCCUCCCAAGCCCCAUCUCAGACAACAACAAAGACCUUGGAACCCACGCCCUCCACCUCCCACGAGACAACAGAUGCUCAUCCGUACAGUUCCAGAGACGUCACUGUGGCCAUCUCCACAUCUGUCUCGCUGCUGGGUGUAGUGUGUGUGGGGUUCCUCCUGGCAUAUUGCCUCCGACCAAGGCAAACUUCCCAGCCACCUGGUGUUGAAAUGGAAACCACAGAAGCAAUGCCAAUGACUGGGUGCACCAGUAGCAGAGAGGAAGACACAGAAAACUACCCACCUGACCUCUGAAACUCGUGGUGGGGUGUUCCAGCCCAACUAAGUCUGGAGCAAAGGAACCACCUCUGUUUACCUAAGGAGGAAGAGACUCAAGGAGUUGGGUGCCCAGAAAAAGCCGCAGGAUAACCACACGUCCCUGAUGUGAUCUAACUGUGCCCAGCCUGGGCACACCCCCGUAGAAGCCAGGAGAUCACUGAGCAUUCAGGAGGAUGCCAUCCAUCCACCCACCUGCUGCCAACUCAGGUUCAGGGGCCAGCUUCCCAAAGUCCAAGCAGGUAAAGCUCUCUCAGGAAAGGCUGAUGGCUUCAGGCCAGCGUUUGUAUUUCAUUAUGACAUUUAUUGAGGCUACUUUAUUGGCCUGUUUAGUCCAUGCGUCAUCCUGACUUGUAGUUUAGAGAGGAUAGUAAUACAACCAAGGCUGUCCAUUGCACAAUGCUCCUUCUGACUUGAGAGAUGUCCACAGGGAAGGCAUCUGCAUUUGAGCUCCAGAAAAUUCUGACAAUAGGUGCUCUGCAUGAUUGGAAGUAGGCCAAGCAAGGCAGAAGACAUAUUGAGCCCACUGAAUCCUCUUGAGUUAAGGAUUCAGAAAGAAAACUGAACUCAGUGACAUUUUACAUACACAUGCGUUUAUAUUUAUUCUUCUAUCUGCAUAUUAUAUAUGAUUUGUAUUUUGAAAAUUAUGUCUAUGUAAGCAAAAUAAAAAUAUAUUUUCAAUACAAAAAAGAAUCAAUGAGACAUGUUCCACAAAGAAAACAGCAAGGAUGCAGAAUCUGCAAUGAUUGUAGCACAGAUUUUCUUUCUAAAAAGAGAAAAAAUGCUUGCCCAAAGCUGGAUCACAUCAUAGUUUCGGGAAUUUCUAACAAAAAUUCCCUGUGAGAAGUAACUUGAUGUAAUCUGGAUGAUGGUAAGUUUUGGCUCAGCUAUGUGUGGGAUGUACAUUUCACUUUCCUUCUCAUGUUCUACUUUGCUAUGGAUGCCAUUUAUUUCUGAAAUCCUAGGCCUAAUCUCACUUUCCCACCCAUUUUAUAGAUGUGAAAAUUGAGCCCAGAGAAAGUGGAACCACCAUAAACAUCUGGGAGGUAGGGCAUGCAUGUAGCAUCUGAUUCAUAUGCUGCCAGAGGCUCUUAAAGCGCCACUUCUCAUUGUCUGCUGUGUGUCAUCAAUUUAGAUGGUUUUAUCACAAUUAAAGGAAGCCUCUCCAAAUGGUUAUUUGGGCCCCUCCCCCCCAACCAGCACUGUGGUAGGAGUGGUAGGAGCUGCUAUGCCUUUAGUGUCAGACCAGACACCUACACGCAUCACUGUCGCAUUCCGUGGGUCCAGCCGUGUUCAAAGGCCAGCCUAGGCUCAAAUGGGAGGGAAGGAAUCAAUGGAAGCCCGAUUUGGUGAGUGCCUCCCACAGUUUCCAGAGCUGCUGCAGAGCUGUGAUUUGCCUUUCAAUCCUUGGCACUCAGUAAAUAUCAAUAAAUAUUGGAUGAAGGAACAGAAUGAUCUGUGGGAACCACUACCUGCCAAGUGCUAAGAAUCCAUCUUAAAAUUUUUAUAAUGAAAUGGAAAAAGUUCACAGAACUCCAAAAGAUUUCAAAGUUCUACAGCUGUUAUGCCUUUAGCCCAGAUGUCUUUAACUGGCUACACACCUAAAAAACUCACAUUUCCCCCUUUUCCCUUGUUUCCUGCACUCUGAAAUUUGCCAUGAAAAAAACACAUUACUUCUCAUAUUUUUUAUUUUGCUUCAUUUUCCUUGAUCAAGAAUAACUUUUACCCCUCCCCCCCUUUUUUAAAGAUUUUAUUUAAUUAUUUGAGAGGCAGAGUUAUAGUGAGAGGGAGAAGACAGUGAGAAAGGUCUUCCUUCUGUUGGUUCACUCCCCAAAUGGCUGCAGUGGCCAGAGCUGCCCCCGUCUGAAGCCAGGAGCCAGGUGCUUCCUCCCGGUCUCCCAUGUGGGUGCAGGGCCCAAGCACCUGGGCCAUCCUCCACUGCUUUCCCAGGAUGCAGUGAGAGCUGGAUUGGAAGAGGAGCAGCUGGGACUAGAACCGGCACCCAUAUGGGAUGCCAGCGCCACAGGAGGAAGAGUAACCCACUGUGCUAUGGUGCCGGCCCCCAUUUUCUUCCUUUUAAACUCUCUUCUAGACAUUAGGAAGUAAAAGAACAGGGAUCAAAACCCACAUUUAAGAAUCUUCCAUGUUUCUAAGUGCCUGUUCUACUUGUUCAUCAAAGACCUUUCACUAUUAGUUGAGGCUGCCCAUUUCUGGCCUCAAAAUUUCAAAAAAAAAAAAAAAUGCAGUUUAAGUAUCUUGAAUCUCCUUGCCUAUUUCCCAACAAGUCUGUGCUGCUUGGAGUAGAACCAGCCCAAUUCAAAUCAUAGCCUCCCCAACACCUAGCACAAAUCAGGGCUGAAUGUGUGAAUAUCAUUCCAGAAUGCAUAUAAACAAGGAGCUCUAAUAAUGAGGAAAUUCACUUUACCCUUCUCUCCCUCAAGUGCCUGUCAAUAAUAUUGUCUACACAUGCUGCUUUUGUUGGGUUAGUCUUAGCUAUCCAGGACAUAGCACUUCUUUGUCUACAUUUAUGGGUGUCCUCCAUUGUGUCGGGGUGCCUUGUUGUUCAAUACAGGGUAGGGGCAGACAUCCCCUUCCCAUAUGCUCUCAUUUAACCUGGCUGGGCCCAUCAGACCUUUUCACCUGGGACUCAGAAACUGUUGACUAUGGGAGGAAUGAAUGAAGCACAAUGAACUUGCAGAGCGGUGUCCUGUAAUGGCCUUAGCUGUCACACUAUUUCUUUCUCCAGACUGCUCUGGUUCAGAUCCAUUUUCCAAACCUAAUCCUCCAGCUUUCUUUGAUUCUAUGAGCUCCUGAUAUUCUUCUAGUGCAUGUCUCCAUCUUCCUCUUAAUGGAUUCUGUUUUCAUUACUUAUUGAUGAAAAGUGCCAAACCAAUAUGGGAGCAAUUGGUCAUCUGCCUUAGGAAGGGAAGAGAAGAGUAAAAAUUCUGAUAGUCUGAGCUAGGAAUUGGGCAGCUCACAGAAAACAGUGAAUUAGUUCACCAAAAGUUUCCAGGGAUGCCAUGUUCCAUAAAGGCCUGGUUCUGAGAAGGCAUGAGAAAUCCAAGGUCACAGAUGGUAGCUAUUUUUAAUGGCACUGAAAAACUUAGAAUAACAAGUUCAAACCCUUCAAGUUCCAAUUCCAGCCACAGCUGGAAACCUAGAGACUUCCUGUGAUUGUGCUGAAUUUCAUCCCUUAGAGAUACAAGACCAAGAUAGCCAAAAACCCAACCUUAAGAGUCCAGGUAGCUGAGUUGUUGAAUACUGCUGUUUCCCAGCUGAAAGGUAGGGCAUUGCUGAGCACAUGGCCUCAGUAUGGGAAUGAAAAUGUAACAGGGAAAUGUGGAGGACUCAAGUGUGUCCCAAGCAUGCUCUCCUCUUUCUUCUGUUGUUCUCAGAAACAGCUUUUGGCUUAUUUCGUCUGAUAACAUUUCUUUCUUGGUUGAGGGGUCCUCUUACAAGAGGAAGCUUGCUCUCCUGUGAUUUUCCCCUGUGUCCAGCUCCUAGUUUCCUGAAUGGGAACCACAGCUCCCCAAAGGCUGUCUAGAACCUGGAUCCACAGACCUCCACCUCAUUUCCCAUUGGUUCCCAGUCUCACUGCCUCCUCACAGGCCAGGCCCAUUGCUAAGCUCAACCCAUCUGUGGUUCCUUCAACAUCCUCUAUAUCCAACCUGUCUUUUGAGAGCCAGCUCAAUUUAUAUUUUGUCCACAGAGCCUUCAUAAACUAUUCAAAUGUAUAAAGUCAUCUGAUUCUGAACUCAUAACAUUUAUUAUCCGUUCUAUUUGUGUAGCAUAUACUAAAUGCUGCUUUAUUAUACAGUGGGUAGAACAUGACUUAGAACAUGUUAAAACACACCAAUUUCAACAUUUGCUGGCUCUGUCCCUUGGAGGAGUCUGUUGGCUAAGUAGAUUGACAUUGCCUUGUCUUUAGAGUGGAGGUAACAGCACAUGUGUCACCUUUCUCACAAAGGCAUGAGGUGAAAUGGAGCACUUAUAUAUGAUUUACUGGGGGCAGGCACUAUGGCCUCCCAUGUGUGUGGCAGGGACCCAAGCACUUGAGCCAUCCACAAAGAAGACUCAGACUGAAGUUCAGCUUAGCUUUGGCGUGGCCCUGUCCCAGCUGUUGCAGGCAUUUGGGGCGUGACCCAGUUGGUGGGAGAUCUCACUCUGUCCAUCUGUCUCUCUCUGCCUUCCAAAUAAAACAAACAAAUGGGCAGGAGGCAUGCAGAGAGGAAAGAAAGCAAUGAGUUCAAGAAAAGAGCAGCACCAAGCAGCUGGGCAGAUACGCAGAGGAAGGGCAACGCAGGUGUCAGUGGGAAACACAUUUUUCUUAUAGGCCCCAUUAUCAGCAGGGUUCUGGGAGGAUUGCUCAGUAACUUCAUGUUAAACAAAUCUGAAACAAGAGCAGCCUUAAAGAACGAAGGUCUCACAAGGACUGAACAACUGAACGUAGCCAACAGAACCUCGGGAGCUCAACCCCAAGCCCUCCCUACUGCUCCCUUCUGGUGGAUAGAUACCUUUGCUGUGAAAGCAGGUGGUCCUGUUUUUAGGAAUGCUGCUUCACUUCUCUAGGCAGAGUGCCAGAAGCACUGGUUAUAAGACAGUGUGGAAUCUUCAAAAGCCCCUUGGAAGCAAAUGCUGCUAGAUUGCUCAGGGCCAGCUGGGCUGCACCUGGCUGCUUGUUUUCUCUAAGUGUCCCCAGAAGCCUUCAAAGGCUCAAGGCACUGCAGAGGUUGCAGAGAGAGGAAGUUCCGAGUGCCACCCCAGGUCCUGUAUACACACAGCAGCUAGACUUUUAAAUUGGAAUGGGGCCAGAGUUGUGGUGCAGCAUUAAGCCACUGCUCACAACGCAUCCCAUAUGAGUGCCACUUGCAGCCCCAGCUGCUCCAUUUCUCAUCCAGCUCCCUAAUGCACCUGCAAAAGCAGCAGAUGAUGGCCCAAAUGGACCCCUGUGAUGCACUUGGGAGACCUGGAGGGAAUGCUAGGCUUCUGACUUCAGCCUGGCCCUAGCCCUGUCUGUUGCCAUUUAGGGAGUAAACCAUCAGAUGGGAGAUCUCUGUCUCUCCUUCUUUCUGUAACGUUGCCUUUCAAAUAAAUAAAUCUUUAAAAAAAUUGGAAGUAAAAUUGAAAAAAUUCCAUGUUUAAAAAAAAUCCCAACAUCUUUGAUUUUGUCUUAAAUUUUUUUUUUAAAGUUUCAAUGCCAACUCUCUUCUCAUGAAGGUAGUGGCAACAUCAUAGGUUCAGGGAUUGAAUUUGAGUUUUUCUUCCUUUUUUAAGAUUUAUUUAUUUAUUGGAGAGACAGACAGAUCUUCUAUCCACUGGUUCAUCCUCAGAUGGCUGCAAUGGCCAGAGCUGGGCCAAUCCAAAGACAGAAGCUUUCUCUGGGUCUCCCACAUGGGUGCAGGGGCCCAAACAAAUGGGUCAUCUUCUAGUGCUUUCUGAGGCCAUUAGCAGGGAGCUGGAUCAGAAGCAGAGUAGCCAGUGCCGUGGUUCACUUGGCUAAUCCUCCGCCUGCAGCACUGGCAUCCCGGGUUCUAGUCCCGGUUGGGGCACCAGUCCUGUCCCAGUUGCUCCUCUUCCAGGCCAGCUCUCUGCUGUGGCCCGGGAAGGCAGUGGAGGAUGGCCCAAGUGUUUGGGCCCCUGCACCUGCAUGGGAGAGCAGGAGGGGGCACCUGGCUCUUGGCUUUGGAUCAGCGUGGUGUGCCGGCCGCAGCACACCAGCCAUAGCGGACAUUUGGGUGAACCAACAGAAGGAAGACCUUUCUCUCUCUCUCUCUCUCUCUCUCUCUCUCUCUCACUGUCUAACUCUGCCUGUCCAAAAAAAAGGCAAAGUAGCCAUAUGGGAUGCUGGCACUGCUUAAUCUACUGUGCCACAGCGCUGGCCCCUGAAUUUGAGUUUUCCUAAGCUCUAUAGUGUGAUACUGAGCACAGUGGUUCUGGCCCAAUUACUCUUUUAAAUCCAUACACAGUGUUCUCAUGAUAGUCAUUAUUCAUUCAUUCAUUUAUUUAUUUAACUUGAAAGGCAGAAUUAAGAAGCAGAGAAACUGAGAGAUCUUCCUUCUGCUGGUUCAGUCCACAAAUGGCUGCAACAGCUGAAGUCGGGAGCCUGAAACUCCAUCCUGGUCUCCCAUGUGGGUGGCAGGGCCCCAAGUACUUGGGCCAUCUUCUUCCCAGGCAAUUUAAAAGGAAGCCAGAUUGGAAGUGGUGCUACUAGGAUUUGAACUGGCACCCACAUAGGGGGUUGUGGGUAGACAAGUGCAGACCCCAGAAAUUCUGUAUACAUUUUAGCCUACCACAGGCUAGCCUGAGCUAGUCUAACUUCUAGCUCACUGAAAUUCAUCAGUUAGGGGCCAGCAUGGUGAUGCAGCAGGUUAGGCCCAACACCUGCAGUGAGCUCCAGUUCAAGUCUUGGCUGCUCCGCUUUCCAGUCCAGCUCCUAGUUUUGGCCUGGCCCCGCCCCAGCCCCAGCUGCUGCAGCCAUUUGGGGAUGAACCAGCAAAUGAAAGAUUUCCUCUGUCACUCUGCGUAUCAAAUAAAUAAAAUAAAUCCUUAAAAAUGGAUCAGUUAUCACCACCACUGACUUCCUGUGCCAGUUAAAAGAAUACCUUUCUACCCUUAUUUACUGCUUUACUACACUGGAAGCUGAGCACUGCUUUAACUCUUUCCUCUCUUGAGUUUACUAACACCAUCAUGAUGGCCAUUCUUCCAGAAUCAGCUGUCGCGCUUCUUUACAAAACCCUCUUUUCUUUAUCCCAACCUCAGGUAGGCUUCUUGGCAUCUGUUCCUCUCAUUUAAAAGAAGUUUGCUUAUUUUCAUUUACUUGAAAGGCAGAGAUGGAGAUAUUUUAUUCAUUGGUUCACUCCUCAAAUGCCCGUAACAGCUAGGAAUGGGCAAGGGCAGUACCAGGAGCCGGGGACUCAUCUGGGUCCCCCAUGUCAGUGGCAGGGGCCCAAGCAAUUGAGGCAUCAUCCGCUGCUUCCCAGAAUGCAUUAGCAGGAAGCAUGAUUAGAAGCAGAGUAACCAGGACUGGAACUGGCAUUCUGAUACGGGAUGGGGGCAUGCCAAGUGGUAGCUUAACCUGCUGCACCACAAUACCUGCUGCUCUUUUUUAUACUGUCCCGGAAUGAAUUCAUCAAAAUCCUUAAACUACCACUUACCUCUUGAUAAUUUUAAAAUUACUUCCACCCACGGCUCUUUGUUGAGUAUAGAUGUUUACCCAAUAGCUCCCUGGACAAUUCUACUUUAAUUUCUCUUAAGCACCCUAAAAUCAUUACAUCAAAAAAACAAAUCCAGGGGCCGGCAUUGUGGCAUAACGGGUAAAGCUGCCACCUGUGACACCGGUAUCCCAUAUGGGUGCCAGUUCGAGUCCUGGCUGCUCCACUUCUGAACCAGCGACCUGCUAAUGUACCCGGAAAGCAGAGGAGGAUGGCCCAAGUACUUGGGCACCUGUGCCUACAUGAGAAACCAGGAAGAAGCUCCUGGCUCCUGCCUUUGGAUCAGCCCACCAAUAGCUGUGCAGUCAUUUGGGGAGUGAACUAGUGGAUGGAAGCUCUCUCUAUCUCUCCCUAACUCUGCCUUUCAGAUAAAUCAAGCUUUAAAAAAAAAAAAAAAAUCUGUAAUUUUUGCACAAACCUACUACUUCUCCUGGUUUCCCUGUCUCAAUGAAGGGUAUUUAUUUACCUGGAGAAUCAGCCAGAAAAUGGGGAAUCACAUUAAGAUUCUAUCUAUCCCCUUCUAAGCACUGCUAAUUCUUAUUGAUUCUACCUUCCUAAUAUUGAGAGCACAAGUUCUCAAAAUUCAGCGUGUACCAGAACCACUUGUGGGGCUUGUUAAAUACCAACUGCUGAGCCCCAGCCCCAGAGUAUCUGACCCUGAAGGUCUGUGGUACACUGGGAAUUGUAUUUCUAACUCUUCCCAGCUGAUACUGAUGCCACUCAUCUGGGGACCAUACUUCCAAGACCACUAAUCUGUCUACCCAAUCACCAGUUCACCCUACCAGUCACAGUGCAACUGCCCAUCACUUGUCAUUUUCUUGCUGAGAUGAUAAUCAUUAGCCUUUUAAUUUAUCUGACCUUAUAUAUUUUUAAAUAUUUACUUAUUUGAAAAUCAGAGAGAGAGAGAGAAAGUCUUCCAUCUGCGGGUUCACUCCCCCAGAUGGCUGUAACAAUCAGGCUGAAGCCAGGAGUCAAAAGCUUCUUCCAGGUCUCCCAGGUGGGUGGCAGGGACCCAGACACUUGGGCCAUCUUCCUCUGCUUUUCCUAGGCCAUUAGCAGGAAGCUGGAUCAGAAAUGGAGCAGCUGGGAUGCAAAUCGGCACCCAUAUGGGAUGCCAGUGUUGCAGGCAGUAGCUUUACCUGCUACGCCACAACAUUGGUCCCCCUUCCUUGAUCUUGAAACAUUCUCCAAACUGCAACUGGAAGGAUCUUCCUAUAAAUAAGGUGUCAGCAAACUGUUAAAAUCUUUGCUUAGUAUAGAGUUGAUCUCCUGUAUAUAAAGAUAAUUAACAAUGAAUCUUAAUGAAGAAUGGGGUGGGAGAGGGAGUAGGAGGUGGGAUGGUUUGGGGGUGGGAGGGCAGGUAUCGGGGGGAAGAACAGCUAUAAUCCAAAAGUUGUACUUACGAAAUUUAUAUUUAUUAAAUAAAAGCUUUCUAUUAAAAAAAAAAAACACCAUGGAAUCUGCUUGGCUCAGCUCUGAGACCAAUGUGGUAGUUCUUUGGGUGAUGCUGUGCUCACCCCGCCACUUGCCAUCAACAUCCUGAAACUGCUGUAUGCCAAAGACGUCAAAUACCUUUCAAUGUACAUCCACACGUACUGGUCAUUUCUGUAAGAAUUUAUACUUUAUCACAACAUCCCACUAUCCCAAAACACAGUGAACCAGGUACCAACUUCCCAUCUCUCUUCUACGAAUUCCCCACCCACCUCCACUUUACCUUUCAAGUGUUUCAGUUGUAUUGUAGGAAACACUACAUCUAACUAGUCUAACUAUUUCAUUGUACUUGCCUUUUUAUGUAUUAGGUGCCUUCAUUAUUUAAACUGCAUACUUCAUCAUGACAAAGGUACCCAUCAGGUCUUACAAAUAUGUCAUUCCUCAUGGUACAAAAGUCACAUUUUGGACAUGCCAAUUAUAACCCUACACAUUAAGUCUCAUGAUCUGCUUGGUGUAUCAUAUGAACAGAGACAGCUGUUGAAAAGAGAAAAGAAGAGGAAAAAAAAAGAGGAAACCAGGUGUCACAGUGGCAUGCCAGUGCUGCAAUGCCGUUUAAUUGAAAUCCUGUAAUAAAAGUUUAAAUACAUAAAAGGUUUUUGUUUUUGUUUUUGUUUUUGUUUUUUAUCAAAAGAUCCUCCUCCUCUUCCCUGACCUGAUACAGACUGAGGGUAGGCAAAUGGAAACUGGCUAGCUGUAGGGAAUGGAGAAAUGGCAGGUCCAAGUCUGGUUGGUUUCUUCUUCCGCAGAAAAUGCUCUGUGAUUGCAUUCAGAGUCUCAGGAGAGUGAGAGCCCACCCCACAGACUUCUGUCAGCAGGUGGAGUCCACAUGUGGCAAGCUACCCCGCACCACGGAGAAUGCUUGUCCCAGCCUUAGAAGACAAGGAAGAGCAGGGCUUCGUGUCUGGGCAGCACUAUGUUUUCUACGGUGCGUUCCAUGGAGCGCACCUGCUCCGGAGAGGCAGUCAAGAAUGCCAAAGGCCCAAUACGCUGCUCUACACAGGAGUGGCAGAGGUAGCCACCAUUGUUUUCCUUUCUGUUGCUCUGCAGGAUGGGUAAGAAAAAAGAGGUAAGGAAACAAUCAAAAACAAAGACUUUCCACCAAAAAGUGCUGAAUUAUUGUCACAGCUGCCAAGGGACAGUGUCUUAUGAGCUGAUGUUUUCAGACCAGUGCAAACCCUCUGGAGUAAUGCUUCCCACAACACUACUGCCAGGGUAGACUCAACUCCUCCAAAUUCCCUGAAAAUAGAAACCACAGUUUAUCUCAUCAGACACAAAGAAUCAGAAAAACUGAACCAGGCUCUCCAGGUAAAUGGUUGUCUUCUGAUGCAUCUUGUCACAACCCAGUCUCCCAGGUAAUAAGACUUUACACAACCAGACAGGAUCACACAUCCUGACUCUUGACUAAUACUUUCUCUGACAUAUAGGGAGACCAUAUCUCUUGUGCCUUAUGUAUAAAAAGUACCUAAAGGGGUCAGUGCUGUGGUAUAGUGGGUAAGGCUGCCGCCUGCAGUACCAGCAUCCCAUAUGGGCUGGUUUGAGUCCUGGCUGCUCCACUUCCAAUCCAGCUCCCUGCUAUGGCCUGGGAAAGCAGUAGAAGGUGGCCCAAGUCCUAGGGCCCUGCACCCACAUGGAGACCUGGAGGAAGCUCCUGGCUCUUGGCUUCAGAUUAGGGUAGUCCUGGCCGUUGCGGCCAUUUUGAGGAGUGAACCAGCAGAUGGAAGACUUCUCUCUCUGCCUCUGCCUUUCAAAUAAAUUAAAAACAAACAAAAAAA